AUGGUUGAGAAAGUCGAUCAAUCGCGCCCGAAGAUUCUAACUCUUUCUUCUCCGGUACAAAAGAGUGUUGAUCAGAGUGAUAUGGAGAUGGUUGGGGGAUUUCUAAAGAAUUGUUACUAUUGCAAGAAGAAGAUUCUUGAAGAUGUUAAAGUUUUCAUGUAUGG
Ilex paraguariensis (yerba mate) is the source of this 164-nucleotide messenger RNA. The record is from the annotation of a GenBank genome assembly. NCBI's taxonomy places the organism in Eukaryota, Viridiplantae, Streptophyta, Magnoliopsida, Aquifoliales, Aquifoliaceae.